UUUCCUAGGAGAUGAAAAUCACUUCAGUGAAGGGCACCCAGGGAAGCCCAGUUUAGAUUUCUCUCUGGUCCCUGACUUAAGGGGAGCCAUCUGUCUCAAAGACCAUGCCUCAGACCAACAUGCUGGUCACCCAGGAGCCUGUUCCACAGUCAGUGAAGAGCUCUGACCUUGUCCCCAAGGUCCCUGAAGUGGAACACAAUACAGAGCACUAUGGCUCCUCAGAGCUGGCCAUGGCUGGCUUCCGGUCAGCCAAGUACCUUACAGAGGAGUGGUAUCAAAAUAAUAAUAUUCGCUGUCACCAGGCCUUUACUGACUGUGACCAGUCAGAGUGCAACCGGCAGGAGUCCAAACAUCUGGCAGCUGAGACAAAGGCCCUCAGUCAGCGCACACAGCAGGACACUAAUAAGAAAGUAGGGGAGAGACUACAAGAUGUACAUUUUUGGAAGUCAGAGCUACAGAGGGAGAUUGAGGACCUGAUGGCUGAGACUGACUUGCUGAUUGCUCAGAAAUUGAGGUUGCAAAGGGCACUGGAUGCCACUGAAGUACCUUUCAGUAUUUCCAUGGACAACCUACAAUGCCGGGAGAGAAGGCAACCUCCAGACCGGGUCAAGGAUGUGGUGGAAAUGGAGCUGUUGAAGGAAGCCGAACUCAUCCGAAAUGUUCAAGAACUUCUAAAAAGGACUCUGAUGCAAAUCGUUAACCAGAUAAGGCUGAACAGAGACCACAAGGAAUUCUGUGAAAUGGACUGGUCAGAUAAGGUUGAUACCUACAACAUAGAUGUGCUGUGUUCCGGUUACAACAACGAAAGCACCACUGUCCAGUUCCACCCUCAUUCAUCCAAAUUAGAUGACAGUGCCUCCACCCCAGAAAUGUGGGGCAAGUACUGCCAGGAAAAUGUAUGUCGGGCACAACGGGAGAAGACGGCAUCUGUCAACCUGAGGUUGCUGAUCGACAAUAUCCUGAAUGACAGUUCCAAGGACCUCUGCGUACAGUGUGAUGCUGUCAACUUGGCCUUCUCCAGGGGCUGUCAGGAGAUUGAGAAUGCCAAAAACAAUCUGGAGCAUCACCUGAGAAAAAUACUCAGAGAAAUUACUGACCAGGAAAACAACAUUUCAUCCCUCAAACAAGCUAUCAAAGACAAAGAAGCCCCCCUGAGAGUAGCUGAGACGAGGCUUUAUCAGCGAUCUCAAAGGCCCAAUGUGGACCUCUGUAGGGACAAUGCACAAAUCAGACUGGCCAGUGAAGUGGAAGAAUUAACCAUGUCCAUCAAGGCUCUAAAAGAGAAGCUGAUGGAGUCAGAGCAUGCCCUGAAGAACUUGGAGGGUACUCAGAUGAUUCUGGAGAAGGAAAUUUCCAUCAAAAAUAAUAGUCUGUUCAUUGACCGUCAAAAGUGCAUGACGCAUCGCUCCCGCUACCCCACCAUUCUCAGGCUGACUGGCUACCAAUAAGGACUCAAAUCCCUCUAUUCAAGACUACCCCAUUCCAAAAGAAAACUCAGAGUUGCAUUUAUUAUUUAAAAAGAAUAGCACAACUUCUAUAAUAGAAAAUGCCAGUUAUGCGAAAUAAAAUGUGUUUACCUUUA
This is a messenger RNA of Sarcophilus harrisii (Tasmanian devil), 1582 nucleotides long. RefSeq names its product tektin 4 (gene TEKT4). Gene Ontology annotation, cellular component: microtubule cytoskeleton; sperm flagellum; nucleus. The coding region runs from base 105 to 1448 and encodes 447 amino acids. The transcript is spliced from 6 exons. Gene Ontology annotation, biological process: cilium assembly; cilium movement involved in cell motility. The record is from RefSeq and is a predicted model, not a curated record. NCBI's taxonomy places the organism in Eukaryota, Metazoa, Chordata, Mammalia, Dasyuromorphia, Dasyuridae.